UCUUCACAACUGAAGAAACAUUGUAUUUUGAAUCCUUCACAAAUGAGUUUCGAUAGCAAAGUUGUGUUGGUGACCGGCGGGAGUUCAGGCAUCGGUGCAGCCACUGCAAUAUCAUUUGCCAAGGAAGGUGCAAAACUAGCCAUCGUAGGCAGAAAUGAAGCCAGACUAAAUAAAGUUAAGGAAGAAUGCCUGAAACAUGGAGCCGAGACCCUCGUCAUCAAAGCAGAUGUGGCUAAAGAUGAAGAAGCAAGUAAUAUUGUUAAGAAAACCGUUGAUCAUUAUGGAAAACUGGAUGUGUUAAUCAACAAUGCAGGUAUUGUAGUAGCUGGUGGGCUAAUUGGAGGUGAAGUCAUGAAGACUUAUGAUGCAGUGAUGAAUGUUAACCUAAGAGCCGUUGUGAACAUCACCACUUGUGCUGUGCCAUAUCUAGUAAGUUCCAAAGGCAAUAUCAUCAAUAUUUCGAGUACAUCAGCAACUAUUUUCGAUACAUCGAUGUUGGCUUAUUCCACAUCAAAAGCUGGACUGGAACACUUUUCUAAAAUUGCUGCUUUGGAAUUGGGGCCUUCUGGAGUUCGAGUGAACAUCGUUAGUCCUGGACCGGUACCAACUGAUAUUUUGGAAAGUGCUGGAAUGCCUGAUUUAUUUGAUGAAUGGGCUAAGGAUUGCCCACUACGGAAAGUGGCGUACCCAGAGGAAGUGGCUGACGUGAUUCUGUUCUUAGCCAGUAGUAAGGCCAAGAGUAUUACAGGUGCUAACUUCACUAUUGAUAAUGGUGAAGAGGUGAAAGGUUAUUCGUAACAGGAAUAUUUUUUAAUAGGUACUGCCGGUAGUUUAUAAUUUUUGUUUGUUUUGAAAAAUGUUAAGAAAAAAAGUGUUAAGAAUUAUCAAAGCAUAGUCGGUCAAUUGCUAAUCCUUUUAAAGUUCAUAACGAUUUUAAUGGUGUUAUAUUCUAUUUUAAAACAACACUAAAUAGAUUCGACAAGACUUAAUUGGUAUAUAGAGAGUUUUAUUAACACUUAUCUACUUUCACUGUGUUUGUAUCUGUUAUGUUAUCAUUUUACAGCAUGUGCCAAAACACUAAUAAACUAAUUAUAAUCUUAUAAUGAA
Molecule: messenger RNA, 1107 nt
Organism: Helicoverpa armigera (cotton bollworm)
Lineage: Eukaryota; Metazoa; Arthropoda; Insecta; Lepidoptera; Noctuidae
Product: 3-oxoacyl-[acyl-carrier-protein] reductase FabG
Exons: 1
Coding region: 43-798 (251 amino acids)
Molecular function (GO): oxidoreductase activity
Source: RefSeq, a predicted model, not a curated record